AUGAAGACUUCGACGAUGACGCAUCCAGAGAACAACAUAGGCGAUCCAGACGAUAAUCUAGCGGCUGACUCAUUUAAAACAGCUGUGACGGAACAUGAAGAGCGCGAUGAAGUCGAUUUUCAUCAAUUUGCCAAAUUGCCGCCCGAAAUACAGCUAAUGAUAUGGGAUUUUGCAUGCUACCAUUCCCGAACCGUGCCUGUUUGGGUCACCGACAAAGACACUCUGAAACGAGCCAUGACAGGCGACAUACGAAACCGCAUGGCAUAUCGUUUUGCUACUGAUUCGCCUGCUCUGGCCAUUAUGCAAGUCUGCUGGGAAUCUCGACUUGCCGCUAUGAAAGUCUACAAAAGAAUCUUCCAUACCUUUGCCGAUUUUUGUCCAAUUUUGAAUUACUACAAAAUUGCAAAUAUAGCCAUUGACGAUGUAACAUCACCUCGUUACACCAUAUGGGGUCGUGAUAGCUGGAGGAAAUUUGAGGGUGUCCCGGAAUGGGUGGGACCACACGUCAAAAACACUAUUCAAUACACUACUCUCAAUGACAACAUCGUCGACUUGACACAUCCGUUGAACCUCGUCAACUAUACGAAAGAGACAAGUCAUCCCGAGACGUUUUUAGAGCUUCAGAGGACGAACAGAGACGAAAAAGUAUUUCAAUUGAGUUUGAUGCUGGGUUCUUUCGAUUCAUACUAG
Sclerotinia borealis F-4128 is the source of this 690-nucleotide messenger RNA. NCBI's taxonomy places the organism in Eukaryota, Fungi, Ascomycota, Leotiomycetes, Helotiales, Sclerotiniaceae. The record is from the annotation of a GenBank genome assembly.